AUGUCGUUGGCAGCAGUAUACGAUACGGUGCGCUCCGCCUGGAUUGAGGGCCGACUGGAGAACGUUCUUCAGAGGAAGAAAGAGCUCGCUGGCUUGCAUGCCGCAUUGAGAGACCAUGAAUCGAGAUUAAUUGCGGCCUUUUCACAAGAUCUUGACAUUAGCGAAACCGCUGCGUCCCUAGAAAUCAGUGUCUGCCUGGCUGCGGUUGACAAGCUAUACCAUGGACUGGACUUUGCUGCCGUCCUCGCGCAGGAGAAGCUGAUUCAGGCUGGCCAGUCAUCUCCCAUAAAUCCAGUGGCACUUGGACCUGUCCUAAUCCAGGCCGCAUUGCCCUGCCCGCUUUCGUCCACGAUCUUUCCAUUAGCUGCCGCAGUCGCUGCGGGCAGCUGUUGUCUGGUGCAGCUGUGCCACGCAUCACCCACGAUAAACGAAGCUCUUUCCGCCAUCAUUCGAACUAGUCUGGACCAAGAAGCGGCGGCUAUAGUCGACGGUUCCAUCUCUCCCGCAGCCUUGACCGAAAUCCGCUGCGAAGCAGCGGUGCUACAAGACCCGGAAGCCAUGGAUGAUUUUGCCAGCGCUCUGCGACAAAGCAAUUCAACUGUGCGAAUCUACACCCCAGUGACUGGGCUCCCUGCGGUGUUUGUAGAUCGUAGCGCUCCAGAUCUGAACACGGUUGCCACCUGGUUACAACAGUCGAUUCUUAAGGUCCCGCGCCGGCAUGUUGGACGCACACCUCGACUGUGUUUUGUCGACGAGUUCGUCCUGGAGAGACUGGUGUCUCUGUUGCAGCAGCUCUCGGGUCCGGUGGAGAAUAAUCAGCCCGUACCAGAGCCAUCCGUCACCAAAGUGCUAGCUGAUCUGUUGACAUCCUCUUUUCCUUCGCUGAAACAACAGGAUCUAUGGGCUACCGCGAACACUCUAUCGCCUCUGAUAGCGCUGCAAUUGACUGAUUCAAAUACCCCGGAGUCUAUCGGCAAAGUUGCUACGGAAGUCACCAAGUCUUACUCUGGGAUCCUCUUUGUUUCCGUCUCCAGUCUUGACCAUGCGAUCGACCUAUGGAACAAAGUGCUCGACGGAAAGUCUGCCUCGGCGACCUACGUCUUUGGCGAAGGGAAAGAGACCGCGUAUCUCGCCCAGUUCCUCAACACCGAGAAUUGUUUCAUCAACCACAUUCCACCCGAGUCGUUCGUCAUGAUGGCGCCCAGUUCCGGACAUGACACCUACGGGCUGCCAUUCUCGCCAGCCAAUUUCUCGCGCAACAAAGCCAUCCACCAAUGGUCCAACCGGGUCGGACGUUCCUCUACAAACCGCCGUCUCGACUUGAAGGCUAUUGCACAGCCCAUCGGUGGUAGACUGUCCUAUUUCGAGCAGGGUCUCAUUGUGGGGUUGGCUACGGCGGCCUUCGCGCUCCUUGGGAGUGGGAUUGCUGCUUUCAAGGCUUGGAAAUAUUUGUCUUAA
Molecule: messenger RNA, 1458 nt
Organism: Aspergillus melleus
Lineage: Eukaryota; Fungi; Ascomycota; Eurotiomycetes; Eurotiales; Aspergillaceae
Exons: 5
Coding region: 1-1458 (485 amino acids)
Biological process (GO): aldehyde metabolic process
Cellular component (GO): cytoplasm
Molecular function (GO): aldehyde dehydrogenase (NAD+) activity
Source: RefSeq, a predicted model, not a curated record